This is a messenger RNA of Apis mellifera (honey bee), 2683 nucleotides long. RefSeq names its product UDP-glucuronosyltransferase 1-1. Gene Ontology annotation, molecular function: UDP-glycosyltransferase activity. NCBI's taxonomy places the organism in Eukaryota, Metazoa, Arthropoda, Insecta, Hymenoptera, Apidae. The record is from RefSeq and is a predicted model, not a curated record. The coding region runs from base 1150 to 2652 and encodes 500 amino acids. The transcript is spliced from 6 exons.
UAUCGAAAUAAUGUAUACUUAUAAAAUUACAUUUCAUACUAGUCAUCCAAUUUACUGGAAAGUGCAAUAAAUGCAUGAUAAUGAAUGUAUAAUUUGCCACUAAUUGACCUGACGUUGACAAAAUUGAAAUAUUUCGUGUCUUUCAUAGUUCCUCACAACUAUUCAAUCCGAAUAGAUUAUUCGACGGUUCGUAUACGUAGCGUUCGUAUAGAAAAAUAUCCACGAUAUUUUCAAAUUUUUCUUUUAAUAUCAUCACGAAGUGUAACGAGUGUUUCAAUUCUGUUUAGUAAUAUUCAUCAAAAAUUUAUCAAUUUCAAUUUAUCGUUUUUAAAUCAUAGAAACAUUGCACAAAAUAUCGUUAAUAUGAACAAGGGCCUUUUGUGUUUAUUUACCAAGAUCGAGAAUCGGUAUUAAUUCUUAGAUCUAUGAAUUCAAAUUUGCGAUAUUCAAAUUUGCGAAAUAUCUUGCCUCGUAACUUUCGUGCAAUAUCUCUUGUUAAUUGGAAAGCUAUUAUAAUGAAAUCAUUAGUUAAAUUUUAAUUAUUCGAUUUAAAUGUUCAAAUAUUUUUGAAAUUUGGAUAAAGGUUAUCAGUAAAGGCUAUCAGCCAUACAUCUGUUAACAUUAUGAAAUAUUUUUGAAAUUCAUGCUUGAAAUAUAAUAUAAGAAGUCAAGUAAUCUCAAACAUUUCUUUAAACAUAAAUCUUCUCUCAUAAUCGUCUUCGAACAUGGCCAUCUCAUUAUGAUAGUGAUUCCAAUUCAGUUUAAAACUUUGUUACAGUGUACAUGAAACAUCUUAACACUUUUCUCACGCUUAUUUGAUUCUUCAUUUCUAGAAAAAUUAAAUUGGAUAUCGAGUGGAAGAAGCUGUGAUGAUAUAUAUUUGUUGACAAUAAAUAGAUCUUUUUUUUUUCUUUUCUUAAAGAAAACUCGCGAAUUUCUGUGAAAAAAAAAAAUAACAAUACACAUGUGUUCAUAACUCGAAAUUCGAACAGAUGUGUGUUAUUCUGAACUAUAUAUUGUCGAUUUAAAAUUAAAAUUUAAAAUAGAUAUAUAAAUGGAUAAAUGAAAUAAUUUAUUUCGUCAAUAAUAAUAAUAAUAAUAAUAAUAAUAAUUUUUUAAAAUAAAUUACCAAAUUAAAUCAAAGUGACUAUGAAAUUAUCAUCGAUAGUAUUUCUUUGCGCGAUACUGUCGGCAUGUUACGGAUACCGGAUAUUGGGAGUGUUUCCUUUCAACGGAAAGAGCCAUUUCAUGAUGUUCGAACGAUUGAUGAAGAUUCUGGCCAAAAAGGGGCAUCAAGUUGACGUGAUCUCCACGUUCCCCUUGAAGAAACCGUAUCCGAAUUAUACAGAUCUCAUUGCUCUCCCCGUAUCUUCGUCGUGGAUAAACAAUUUAACUUUCCACGAGAUACAAAACUCGUUCCUUGUAUCAGCUCCAUUCGUCGUGGGACAUAUGGCAGGAAAUAUGAUUUGCGAAUUUUUGAAACAUCCGAAGGUGCAGGAAUUAAUACACAAUCCGCCUAAAGACCCGCCUUACGAUGCGAUCAUCUUGGAGGUAUUCGGUGCACACUGUUUCGGUAUAAUAGCCGACAUCCUGAAGGUGCCGAUGAUAGGAGUGAGCAGCUCUGUGCUGUACCCAUGGUCCUACGAUUACAUCGCUUGCCCCCACAAUCUUGCAUACGCGCCGCACAAUUUACUUUUCUAUUCCCAGAAUAUGAAUUUCUGGCAAAGGAUGUACAAUUUUUUGGACAAUCUUUACUCGAUAUGGGCGUUCAACAGGGUGACGGUUCCCCAGACGGAGAUUAUGAGGAAAUACGUUAAACCGGACGCGCCGGAUAUCAGAGAUUUGGAGAGGAAUAUGUCGAUAAUCUUGGUGAAUUCGCAUAUAUCGACGAACGGUAUCAAGAAUUUGAAUCCGGCGCUCAUCGAAGUCGGAGGAUUGCACGUACACGAUGACGAGACAGUAUUAUUACCGCCUAGUCUGGAAAAAUGGAUGAACGAGAGCGAGCAGGGAUUUAUCUAUUUCUCGUUCGGUUCGAUGGUGAUGAUCGAGUCAUUCCCGAUCGAAACCCUUCGAAUCUUUUACAAUUCAAUGAGGAAAAUAGCGCCCGUUCGCGUGCUGAUGAAAAUAGCAAAUUCGGACAAACUUCCGCCCGGUUUGCCGGAAAACGUGUACAUUUUACCGUGGAUACCGCAAGUGAAAGUUUUCAAGCAUCCGAAUAUAAAAGCAUUCAUCACCCAUGGAGGUCUUAUGGGAAGCCAAGAAGCUAUUCAUUACGAAGUCCCAAUGAUCGUAAAAUUAAAAAUUGUUAGUCUAACUCAAGAAGAAAUGGAUCACGCCUUGAAUGAAAUUUUAAAUAAUCCUAAAUACAAAAAAGCGAUAAAAGAACUUUCGAAGAAGUUUUUAGAUCGACCGAUGAGUUCCGCGGAUACUGCAAUUUAUUGGAUCGAAUAUAUUAUCAAAUAUGGAUCAACUGUACUCAGAUCACCCGCAAUGGAUCUAACGUGGUGGCAAUUGGAAUUAUUAGACGUUUGCGGAUUCCUGUUGAUAGUAACGUUAGUAGUACUUUAUCUUCUGGCGUUAGGAUUACAAUUCGUAUAUCAUCGUUUAGUGAAUUCUAGUUUCGUCGUGCCACAAAAGAAAAAAAUAUCUUAAGAUACUUAGAAUUAUUAAAUUAUUGAAAUUU